UGGCGGGGGCGGGGCGCGGCGGCGAAGGCGGCACUGAGCCCCGGCAGGAGCGGAGCCGGGCCCGGGGCUGGACCAGCGCCGAGCGCAGUGAAGGCCGGAGGCACUGGCAGGGCCAGGAGGUGUACCUGGGCCGGUUGAGUCCACGUUUCGUCUGUCAGGCACUACAGGUGUGACCUUGGCAGGAUGGAGCCAGGUGAGGAGCUGGAGGAGGAGGACUCUCCAGGGGGUCGUGAGGAUGGCUACACUGCUGAGCAUCUGGCUGCAGAGGCCAUGGCAGCUGACAUGGACCCCUGGCUAGUGUUUGACGCCCGCACUACACCUGCUGCUGAGUUGGAUGCCUGGUUGGCCACGUACCCACCAUCCCAAGUUACCCGCUACGGGGACCCUGGCUCUCCCAACUCUGAGCCUGUGGGCUGGAUUGCAGCAUAUGGGCAGAGCUACAGCCCCAACUCGGGUGACGUGCAGGGCCUGCAGGCAGCCUGGGAGGCACUGCAGACCAGUGGGCGGCCCAUCACGCCAGGUACCCUGCGCCAGCUGGCCAUCACCCACCAUGUGCUCUCAGGCAAGUGGCUGAUGCACCUGGCACCUGGCUUCAAGCUGGACCAUGCCUGGGCUGGCAUUGCUCGGGCUGUGGUGGAGGGCCGGCUUCAGGUGGCCAAGGUGAGCCCACGGGCCAAGGAGGGUGGGCGCCAGGUCAUCUGUGUUUACACAGAUGACUUCACGGACCGCUUGGGUGUAUUAGAGGCAGAUUUGGCCAUCCGUGCAGCAGGCAUUAAGUGCUUGCUCACCUACAAGCCUGAUGUCUACACCUACCUGGGCAUCUACCGGGCCAACCGCUGGCACCUCUGCCCCACUCUCUAUGAGAGCCGUUUCCAGUUGGGAGGCAGUGCCCGUGGCUCCCGUGUGCUGGACCGCGCCAACAACGUGGAACUGACCUAGUGGGGCCAAGUUGGGGGAGACCACCCUCUUCACCCCUUGCUAGGAAUGCAUCUUCCUGUCUUCCUCCUCCUUGUCCCAAGGAGGACAAGCCCCUCAGCUCCGAGGACUAGGUCAGUCGGGAACGGCCUGCAUCUUUGAUCCCUUGAACUCCUGCCCUCUGUUCAGAGCUGACUCAAGUCCCAACUGGCUAGAGGCUCUGGCUCCUGAGGGCCAGCCCCUCAGCAUCUCUCUUUGCUGCUGCUUCCUUCUGCCCUCCAGGACUGAAGGCUGGGUGCAGAUACCCAGGAGGAGAGCCUUUCUUGGCCUCCUCAUCCUCAGCCAAUCCUCCCCUUCUCUUCCUCCCUCACAAGUGAGAAAGCUUAGUGCUUCCAGUCCCUCUCCCUGGGGCCUUCACAGUCCAGGGGGCAGAGGCCCUGCAGGCAUGAGCAUACCAAUUUGUUGGGGGCAGGUGAAUGUACCCACUCAUCCCCUGGCAGAGAGCAGGGAUGUCAGGGCCAUGGACAAGGGGCCCGCCCUUCCCUGCCACCUCACAGCCUGCACCACCUACCUUCCUCCCUUUGUUACCUUGUCACAUGCCUGCUCCUGACAUUUGAAUAAAACCCAGCUUGGGUCUUUGUCUUGAGUGUUUUUUAAAA
Molecule: messenger RNA, 1574 nt
Organism: Manis javanica (Malayan pangolin)
Lineage: Eukaryota; Metazoa; Chordata; Mammalia; Pholidota; Manidae
Gene: C11H11orf68
Product: chromosome 11 C11orf68 homolog
Source: RefSeq, a predicted model, not a curated record